ACUACUUAGUUUAACCUUAAUUUUAUACCCACCAACUUACUAAAAUCACUGGUACGCUCUAACUCCAAGUCCGACGCACCAAUUCGGUCCCCGAAAUACCCACGGACACUAUCUACUCGUCAUGCAAACGCUACUGCUCCCGGCUACUCGCUCCGGUAUAUGUGCGGUGGCGGUGGGUCCCCUCCGACCAUCGCUCACUCUCUCUCCUCCAAAUUUUCUCACUUCAAUCAAAACUCGGAAACCAAAACCUCCGUUGUCCCCUUUCGCAUCUUACGACCCUCUUAAUGUUCUAAGAUCUACGCUUUUUUCGCCCAAAGUCUCUUCGUCCUCAGUUUCACCCAGUUUUACCUCCUCUAAUGAUGAUACUGACAAGGCGAAGCUUGCUCAGGUUUCGAAGAGGCUAGAGAACACGUCGAGGUACUUUAAGCGACUGGGCAAUUUAGGGUUUUGGGGACAGUUAGUGUGCACUGUGGUUUCAGCGGUGAUACUCUCAUUUUCUGUUGUAAUUACUGGGAAAAUCAAAUCGCCGGCUACUUUUUAUGCUACCGCCAGUGGAAUCGUGGCUGCUUUCAUAUCGGUUUUCUGGUCAUUUGGGUAUAUUCGGCUUUCAGAGAAACUCAGGAGAACUGCUAAUGAUCCUUCAAAAGCUCCUCCUCGAGCUGAUGUUGUGAAAAGCUUGAAAAACGGCAUAGUUCUGAAUCUCCUUGGAAUGGGUGCUGCUAUUCUUGGCAUGCAAGCUACAGUGGGCUUACUAGUAGCCAAGGCUCUUACUUCUUCCACCAAUCCAUAUUAUCAAGGAAUUUCUCCUGGCUAUAGUCCAGUUCUCGCAUUGGAUGUAUUCUUGGUGCAGGCAUCCGGUAACACUAUCCUAUCUCAUUUUCUGGGGCUAGUAUUCUCGCUGGAACUGUUGCGCUCGGUGACAUUACCUCAGUCAGACGGUAUUCCAAUUCCCAAGGUUGCAUAAAUUCUGUUGUUGGUAAAAUAUCAUGAACUUGAAGGUUCUGCUGGAACAUGAUUUGUAGCCAUAGUUGUGCAAAUGUAGAAUAGUUAAAUUCCAUCUUACAAGCCGUUUGACAUGUAAUUUCAAUCGUAAGAUCUCAGAACUGUUUUACAAGUCUUCUUUUGCUCUAAAUACAUUGUACAGCAUGUGGCAAUGAUUUAGUCAUAGAUUGUUUUUUCAUUGGGAAAGGAAAA
Messenger RNA from Gossypium arboreum, 1194 nucleotides. Its product is annotated as protein TIC 21, chloroplastic-like. The record is from RefSeq and is a predicted model, not a curated record. Bases 122 to 964 code for a protein of 280 amino acids. The transcript is spliced from 4 exons. NCBI's taxonomy places the organism in Eukaryota, Viridiplantae, Streptophyta, Magnoliopsida, Malvales, Malvaceae.